This is a messenger RNA of Fusarium tjaetaba, 7290 nucleotides long. Its product is annotated as RIS1. Gene Ontology annotation, biological process: protein insertion into ER membrane. Gene Ontology annotation, molecular function: ATP-dependent chromatin remodeler activity; ATP binding; protein folding chaperone. Gene Ontology annotation, cellular component: endoplasmic reticulum membrane. The record is from RefSeq and is a predicted model, not a curated record. The transcript is spliced from 12 exons. Bases 1 to 7290 code for a protein of 2429 amino acids. Lineage: Eukaryota; Fungi; Ascomycota; Sordariomycetes; Hypocreales; Nectriaceae.
AUGCCAUUGAGCAAACCAAGGCCGUCUCCACGGUCAACUGCCACGAACAGUUUCAGCGACACCGCCGACAAAACAGGGACAAAAUUGACUGAUGAGAAUAAGGAUGCGCCGUCGCAAAAGCGACAUGAACGGCAAAAGUCCCGGGCACUACUACUACCCCAGAGCCUGAACGGCGCCACAUCUACUGCCACCACCAGCACAAUACCGGCCAAAUCUCCAAUUGCUGAUAGAUAUGCCCAAAACGAAAACGACGAGAACGAACCCAUUGACGAUUCUGGGGUCAUUGGUGCACCUGCACCAACCGGGGGUCGUUUUACAAGGCCAGACUAUCUACUCCAUGAUUUACUUACACGAGCCAAGAACCGUGUAAGAGAUCGAACUGGACGAGAGCGAGACAAGGAAAAGGAAAAGGGCAACGGAGAUGGCGAUCUUCUCUCAGGUCAUGCGAUUGCCGUUCAGGGCCCUGAAUUGGCCCCUCAAUGGGCUCAGUUCGGGGGCGCCUUUGACCGAUGUCCAACCAAAGCCUUCUCUUCCUCCCCGCAUUCUCCUCCGCCACGCGCCGCUCCUCCUGACCGAGGCUUCCGUCGUAAAGCCCCACCUCGAGCUUCUAUAGGUAGAUCUCAAGGUACUAAGACGUCUUCAUCGUCACAGUCGCCGUCACACUCACCACCACGGGCUCUCACUUCCCCGCGUUCACCACCAGACCAGAACAAGCCUCUUCCUCCUCCACCUCCUCUGCCGAACUCGGGUGCCUUGUCCGACAAGGAAAAUGCCACUUCUCCUCCGCCCAAGCCCGUCUUGAAGCUGAAGAGAAUCAUGUCUACUCUUACCGACUCAGAGAUCGAGAAGCUCUUCUCUGGAGCCCCCCAGUACUUUGCCCGUAGCGAGGGGCACUGUUCCGGCGCCCCCAAUCCCAGCGUCGCAUUUCCCUUUGAUGAGGCAUUGGAGAUUCGCGACCUCACUGAUCAUGUCCAAAUUGAAGAUAGAGCUUGGAGUGGCCUUACAGCGUGGCCUCAUCUAACUCGAGAUCUCAAUCAGGAUGCCGCUGCCCGGGCACAGGCCGUUGACUCUCGCAAGGCCCAUUUCUUCAUCCGCUGUCGGGAACGUCCCAACAUGCUGAGCAUGCAAGGUCUCGAGAAGGGUACCAUGGGCUUCUCAGCUGCCCUCGAACUCGCCGUUGGCGACGCCCUCGAAGAAGAGCAGUUCGGUUUUGACAGCGUUGGCAAAAAGGCCCAUGCCAUUGUUGAGGCACGUGAGCGCAUGCUUUCCUCUCUGGGCUACCUGCGUCGUCUCCCUGAGACAGAACUGCUGGACCGUCUCAAGCGAAACGCCGAGCUAUACCGGGUCAAUGAUCUGAGGAAGAAAACUUCCGUCCAGACUUAUCAGGAUCUCUUCCACACUUUUAUGCGGCCGUGCAAUUCCGUUGUCGAUAAGCGCGACCACUAUAGCUUGACCAACCAGAUUAAUGCCUUGAUCAAGUGUCUUGGCACCGCCAAUGUUUGGUUUGACUUCACCCAUGUCGAAUGGAGGAUCAGAUUGGGUCAGAUUCUUUGGGGAGGUGAAGACAAUGAUGAACUUGAGGAUACUUCUUCCAUCCACGACGCUAGUAGUGCCAGCGAACGGGCCGAGGAGAAGUAUUGGCUUCUCUUGCAGAUUCUUGUUGCGACCGAACUCCUCAUCCGCUUGGAUGCCAUCACCGAGGGUGAAGAAUAUGGAGUCGAAGCUUUCCGACCUGUAGAUGUUGUUCACUUCGAAAGAGCCGCCACUCCCAUGGUGAAGUGGUCGCUUCAUCUUGCCAGGAGCUGGCUCGACAAUAUCGAGAUUGAGAAAGUCAAGGAGGAUCCACCAAGCAACGCUUCCGAGACAAAGGGAACAGCUACUCCUCCACCUGCGACCGGCUGGCUAGGCGCACUCUUCAGUAAAUUUAUCGUCCGCCAACAUCAUGAAGACAAGACGACAGCAAGCCAUACCUACACUAUUAAAGGUCGCAACCCACAACAACAGGUCGAUGGGCUUACUCACUUUGCCAAGAAGCUACUCUGGCCCAACAUCGACACAUACGAGGGACUCAUCGCGAAGAACGCUCGCCAAUCGAUUAUUAAUUCCGUGCCGAAGCCUGCUCCUACGGUGGCCUCUGAGAGAUCAUCAAAGUCUUCUGAGUCGAACGGAUCUAAGCGGGGACUUUACUUUGGUGCCUGGGACCGUCCUGGUAGUCAGAAGGACAAGACUCGACCACAGCGAAGAAAGCUUGCAGCGGCACUUCACCCCUCCGGAUGGCUUUCGAAAUCAUAUAUCUAUGGUCUGGUACUCCCUGGAGAUGGAAUGUGCCAUUUCCUGAUGGCAACGCUUCUCGAGAACGAUAGCAAAGCCAUGGAGCGUUUGGGCUCGUUCGCUAAUCUGUGUGGGGGGUUUGUAUAUUCUGGCAAGAGCUUUUGGAGCACGUCAUGCAUCGUAGGCCGAGUUAUUGCAGCAGGUCAGGGAUCAGCCGAGUGUAUGGGAUGGGUUUCCAGCGACAUUCUUCCCCUGGGCAUAGAUGAAGGUUGGGUGAACAUUGAAGUAGAAGAAGUGGCUGAAGAGGACAAGGCCCACCUGGGCAAGAAAGCGAGACUUUGGGCAAAGAAGCGAGUUGAACGAGAAUCAUCCAUCCUCGGAGAUGCCGAUGAAUAUUCUGUGUUCCCUGCCGACUUUAUCAUUCCCCACGAGAACAACUACUCUACGCCGCCGCCGUUGAUCAGCGUUACUUUGCGAUCGCUUGAGCUUCUUUCUCCGGCCAACUCAAUUCAGUCCACGCCCUUCACUAAGCUGACACCCGGUGCGAGUGUGAACAACAAGGAACCUGAGUUGUUAUCAUUCCCAGCCAAUGUCAACUUUGCUGUGUCGAUUGACGGAUUUACGGCCGAGAACUUCUCAUUCUCCCUAUCCUAUGACAUUAACUUUGUCACGGCGCACCCCUGCUCGCCUUCUCAUCGUGUCCGAUUUGUUAAGUCGCCGUCAAGUCCGACAAUCCAGCAGAUCGAUGUGUCCGGGUCAGAUACAUUUGGGCAAGGUUCUCGGCCUGCUCAUAGAACAGGCCACCCAUUACACAAAUAUUAUAAUUACACGGUUAUUCAUAUUUCGGAGCUUCUAAAGCGGCAGCAUGCUCCCCUGUCGGAGCUUCUGGCUGUUCCUCCAACUCACCGUCGCUCUCCUUCACGCAUGGGCAGCGAACGAGUGCUUGUUAUUGAUUGUAUCACCAACUUGUCCGAGGUUCCUCAAUCUCCCACGAUUGAGAGACUUACCUCAAAGUAUAAUAUUGUUCAGCGAAGAGGUAGUUUCCCUGCUGCGGAACAGAUGCAUUUCGAGUCCAGAAAACGUCAGUUUGGCUCCGACAUGGAGAUCCUGGUUCGUGCUCUUUGCGCUCAAAAGGGCUGGAACGCCAUCAUCAGUCGACGAAAGCGAGGAUGUCUGGCUUGUGCUAUUCGUGAAGCUGGCGCAUUACAGUGGAAGGUCAUCAUUAGGGUGGACGCCACAACCCAACUCAAGCCUCCACCCCGAGACGACAGGUCGCGCGAGCUCAUCGCUGCAAAUAUGUCGCCUACCAAGGACCCCAGAAGAGCUGACCUGAUCGUCCCUUACCAAGAGCCCAAGGGCUCAGGUGACUCGACCGAUCUCUCCUCAACGAUGUCUACCACCCUGCCAAUGGCUGCUAUGUUUACGCGCAACAAAAUGGUUGGAUGGGCAUCGGUUGUUUUCUCUAUCCAGAGUUGGCUCGGCGAGAGCGAGGACUCGAAGAAGAACUCCACCACUCCUGGAUACUUCUCCGUUGGCAUGUCCAUUAUGGCUCUUGCUGUUACUUACCUCCCUAUGUUCCUCCCUCCCGUCGGUGGUAAGCAGGCCUCUGGCACCGAGGCCCCUGCUCCUGUCCCUCUGGCAUACGAUUCUACUGCUCUUCGAGACCUCGGCGCCAUGGUCAACGAACGGGCGCCUCCCAAGGUGCCUCUGAACUCCAUCAUUCCGAAUGGAGAAAACACAUCUCGCGAGUUGUCUCCCGACGAUGAUAUCACUGCCCUUGUCCGUGGUAUGAGCUCGCUCAAAGGCAAAGUUCGGGGAGACAUGAGCGACCCCUUCAAUCCCGCCGCCGCAACCAACACGCCCACAUUCGGUCAUCCUACCAAGAUGAUGUCCUCUCGUAAGCAGAGAGCAGACCCUUUCAUACGGCAGAAGACACGACCGGAACACCACCUCGAUAGUCGAAGCAGCAACAGCAACAGCAACAGCAACAGCAACAGCAACAGCAACAGCAACAGCAACAGCAACAACGGCGCUAAAAUCACAGGCCCUCGAGGCCCGGUUUACCAGGAUCGAAGACCACCACCAAUGCCCAUGUUCAGUUCAGGUGCACCCUCUGCACCACCAGUUGCAUCCUCAUAUGCGCCCGCAAGACAUUACGGCGAGGAGACUUUCUACACAGAUCCUGCCAAGGCGAGUGCUGAUUUGAAGGCUUUGCUCGAGGGUGGCAUGGAGGAGGGCGAAGAGGAGGGCGGGGAACAGAGCCAAGCUGAUGGCGAAAAGAAAUCAGAAGAUCCCAAGGAUCCCAAAGACGGUACAGUGGAUGGCCUCAAGGUCAAGCUACUACCUCACCAGGUCGAAGGAGUUGAGUGGAUGCGAGGGCGAGAACUUGGCCCUGUGAAGCGAGGAAAAGUCCCCAAAGGAGGCAUCCUCGCCGACGACAUGGGUCUUGGAAAGACUCUUCAGACCAUUUCACUCAUCCUCACCAACCAGAAGCCAGCCAAGGACGCUCCUGGAUGGAAGAAGCACUUUGAGAAGAUCGAAAAGACAACCUUGGUGGUGGCGCCACUUGCUUUGAUUCGACAAUGGGAACACGAAAUUAAUGAUAAAGUGGAAAAGACCCAUGGUCUCAAAGUCUGCGUACAUCAUGGACCGAACCGUACGAAGCGAUUUAAGGAGCUCGCUCUCUACGAUGUUGUCAUCACAACUUAUCAGAUCCUGGUUUCUGAACAUGGCAAUUCCUCAGAUGCCGAGAAUGGAUUGAAGGCAGGAUGCUUUGGCUUGCACUGGUGGCGAGUCGUUCUCGACGAAGCCCAUACAGUCAAGAAUCGCAAUGCAAAGGCAACCAAGGCCUGCUACGCCCUAAACUCCGAAUAUCGAUGGUGUCUAUCUGGUACGCCUAUGCAGAACAACCUCGACGAGCUCCAGUCCCUCGUCAAAUUUCUCCGCAUUCGACCCUACGACGAUCUCAAGGAGUGGAAAGAGCAUAUUGAUCUACCCCUGAAAAAUGGCCGCGGUCACAUCGCCAUCCGCAGACUGCACAGUCUUCUCCGAUGCUUCAUGAAGCGAAGAACCAAAGAAAUCCUCAAGGAAGCUGGAGCGCUUAACCCUGGUGGUAAGCCUUCCGCCGAGGGCGAGGGGUCCUCAACAGGCUUCAAGGUCACCGAGCGAAAGGUUGUUACUAUAUCGACUGCAUUGUCACCUGCAGAGCGCAAGUUCUACGAUCGGUUAGCUGCUCGAGCAGACCGAAGUAUCGAGCAGAUGAUGCAAGGCAAAGUCAACUAUGCUAACGCUUUGACUCUGCUACUCCGCCUACGCCAAGCCUGCAAUCAUCCCAAGCUGGUUGAGGGCAAGCUGGAGAAGGACAAAGACGCAAUGUCGACAGACGCUACCCAGAAGACCCAGGAUACGGACAUUGAUGCCAUGGCUGACAUGUUCGCCGGUAUGGGCAUCGUUUCCAAAGACUGUAAUAUUUGCGGGCGAGGCUUGAGUGCCGAAGACAACAAGUCAGGCAAAGACAUCUGCUCUGACUGCUACGAUGACCUAGCAUAUUUUAACAACCACGAAAGGCCAGAGCGGUCAGAGCGACCCAAGAAGCCCAAGAAGCCCAAGGAUAAGAGCAGGAAGAAGGACAAGAAGAAGGAAACUGUUGACGAAAAAGUCAUUGACAGGCAAAUUGUCGAGGUUGAUGACGAUGAAGAUGACGACGAGUCUCCUGAGAAGACUUCAGGGCGACCUCGUCACCGAAAUACGGUAGUUGACAGUGAUGAUGAGGACGCAGAGUCCCCAAAGAAGACAGCUCGCCAGCCUCGGAAUCGCAACGCCAUCGUUGACAGCGAUGAUGAGGAAGAAGAGGCCGAAGGCUCAUGGCUUGUACCCGAGGACCAGCAGGGCUCCAUACAUUUGGGUAAGGCUGGUGGUGAAGAAGAUGAGAAUGCUGAGGGCGGAGGCGACUGGAUUGGCUCCGAUGACUCAGAAGAUGAAGAGAGUAAGGUUGAGGACAAGAGCAACCUAAGCAGCUUCAUCGAAAACGACGAGAGCAAGGGGGACGUGGCUUCUGACUCUGAUGACUCUUUAGCGUCAUUGACAGAUAUCACAAAGCGCAUGGCUGCCCAGACGCUGGACGAUGGACCGCCUCACGCAGCUGACACCACAAACGCAGGCACAGAUGCUGAUACUACGGCGGCCGAUACCACCGCUGCUGAUACAACAGCUGUUUCUGGGUCCUCAGCUUCAGAUUCGGGAUCUGACUCUGGCUCUGACUCUGACUCUGACGAAUCAGAUGUCUCGUCUGAAGAAGACGACAGCAUUUUCUAUCCAUCCCGCGAUGCCAACUCCCCUCAAGUUCUUGCUUCUUCCAAGAUUCGAGAGCUCAUCAAGAUUCUUCAGGGUGAAGUCAAGGAACACAAGUUCAUUGUCUUCUCUCAGUUCACUUCGAUGCUUGAUCUCGUUGAGCCCUUCUUCCGCAAGGAACGAUUCCGCUUUGUCCGUUACGAUGGCAGCAUGAAGAACGAUCAACGCGAAGAAAGUCUGCGAAAGUUAAGGGGCGAUCCUCAGACCCGCAUCCUGCUGUGUAGUUUGAAGUGCGGUAGUUUAGGACUCAACCUCACGGCAGCGACCCGAGUUGUCAUCCUCGAGCCCUUCUGGAACCCAUUCGUCGAAGAACAGGCAAUUGAUCGUGUCCAUCGUCUGACCCAGACAGUCGAUGUGAUCAUUUACAAGCUCACAGUCGCUCAAACUGUCGAGGAACGUAUCCUUGAGCUACAGGAGAAGAAGCGCGAACUGGCUGAGCAGGCCAUCGAGGGUGGCAUGCGUAAGGAGGCUCUCAAGCUCGGUAUCAAUGAGAUCAUCAACCUCUUCAAGCCAGGAUCUUCGGAGAACCCAGUUGUUAUUGGCGCUGAUCCCUCCGCUGUCGGCAACGAGAGCUUUAAUGGCAACGAGCGUAGAACUGCGGCUUCAUCGCAGAGACGGCCUGGGCGGCCUAGAAAGGAAGAGAGUGAAGUGUAUGGUCGACGAUGGUGA